AGAUUUGAGCCGAGUGCGCUGCGGCUAAACCCCGUGAAUCGCCGCAAAACGGGCGCGCCCGUCAGCCAAGUUUCCUGAUUUUAAGUGAUCAGCGCGCCAAGCAGAGGUAGUAUUGGAUCUUCGGACUCUAUAUCGUCUGCUACUGCAAAUCUCAUCGAUUGAAGUUAAUCUUGAUAAAUUCCACGGUGUUGAGACGAAUUAUCCCUCGUGCUCCUCUGCUGAAAGAAACCUUCACAAACCAUUCCACGUUCGUUGAUGAUAGGCCUAGUGAAUUUCCAACUGAAACUCAGUACUGUGUAGGCAUGGUAGGAAAGCCAUUUUUGGAAUACCAUCCCGCUUAGUGGAAGAUUCUUUAAGAUGAUAUAACUUACUUAAAUUUUGCAACGAGAUAUGAAUUUAAACAUGAUGGAUAGAAAUAUAUACGUCAUCAUCUUGGCUGCAGUGUGCAGUGUUUCCAUGACAACCAGUGAGGAGAUACAGAUGGAGAAUGGUUUUACCCUACAGAGUCUUAACAUCACUAUACUUCCUACAACGGUGGUUGUCCUCGGUCUAUUAAACCCGCUUGAAUUGAACGUUUCGAUUUCUUAUGACGUCAGCAAACUUUCAUCCAAUCAUACACCAGCUAUUGAAAACGUCACGGAUAUACAGUGGAAACUUUCAAUGUGGGGCAGUAGUGUACCAGAGACGAAUGGAACACAAAUAUCAUACCAGGGACAGGUCCUCGAUAACGAUCAGCGAUUCAAACCCUUUCAUCCUGGUAUCCCGCUGGUCUUUGAUCCGGUGGUCGAGUACAAGCUUGACCUCCGUCGGGCAUCAUGUGGGCAGGGGGCUCGGUUCAUCUGCGCCUCGCUCAUCAGGAAGGGGGCCAACUUCUCUUCCACGGCGGAGCUUCAAACUUGCAUUCCUGGACCAUCGUGUAAAGAUGGAGUUGUCGUCAACGCUUUAGAGAUUUCGAUGGAUAGAUCGAUAGAAGUAGAAGCAGGGAUUUUGAACACAUUCCGCAUCAACGUCAGUAUCAUGUACGACAUGAAUCUGACUAGUGACGUCACUGGCAACGACCAAUGGCAGCUCAUGAUCUGGUCACGUGGUCUCAACGGCGAUUACAACGACUCGUCUAGCCGGCUCUCAUUGGUCGAACAGGCUCUGACGCAAUACCAAGCCGACCAAUCACUUAUCAGCGGGGAAGAAUUUCGCUUUAUGAACGUAGAGUAUACUCUGGAUAUGAGAAACAGAACGUGUGAACAGACUGAAUUGAUUUGUGUGCGGUUUAGGCGGGGUCACAACGGCACUUAUGAGCUACUUAGCAAACCGAAUGCAUCCGUGAGAACGAAGUGCGUGGAGGCCCCUAACUGCCUGGAAGAGACAGAAAUAUUUGUCACAGAAUUAUACACGAACACUUCUCGUCCAUGUCGAGAAAACGAGCGAGACUGUGACGUCAUAAUGGAUACAAACAUGACACCUUCAUCGGAUCGGCCUUCAACCACCAAAGGCAGAAUCUCGACAACGUCUGCGAUGUCGCUUUCGACGGUCGCAGUGGUACCUCCUCCAUCGACAGUUUCUCAAGGUAUUGUUACGUCACCAACUUUCUACCAAUGGUUAGAGACUGUUAUAGAAACUGACGUCGCGCAGCAAGGCCGCGCCGAUCAAUCGGCGGAGUCCAUCUCAUCUGAGCUUGCUGAUUGGACGGAUGAGAUUGAUGACGUCAGCAAGGAGGAGCUUCGAAUGACGGGGCGUGUACUAGAGCAGAUUUCACACAUCGAGGAAGUUUCGGAAGAGGUUGCUAGCAACAUUGUAGAUGUCGUCGACCGCAUUAUCAGCAUUGAAUCAUCAUCAUCGUCGACUUCGAUGAGGAAUCCCGACAAUACCGCGUCCUCUACACUAAUCGUCCAAAGCAUGGAACGGCUACUCACGCACGUGAAACUCCCGAAGAACACAUCGUCGAACUUCUCCACAUCGGGCGCGAACCUCGCAAUGGCCGCCUUCAAUCUCGUCGCCGAUGAGGGCAAUGAAGACUUGUUCUUCGUCGACGAUGUCCUGCAGAUCAACGUCCGAGAGGAGGUCGACGACGAGAACGGUAGCGUUGGCAAUAGGAAGGUGGUCUUUGAGAAGGUGAGGAAGACUGAUCAAGGCGUGAACGAUGCCGAUGUCGCUGUGGAGGUCGAAACGGGGAAACUUUUAAACUCAGCUAUCGAUUCGACAAGCAACUUGCGGAUCGAUCUCAUCGUCUACCGCAACGAUACGCUCUUCAAGAGCGCAGCAUCCACGUCGGCGGGUGGUUCCCAUGGUAACCCAUCAUCCAGCGAUGAGAGCGGGAAGGGGUGUAGCAUAGAGAGCAAGGUUCUCUCGGUGACGAUCAGGCGGGAUGGUGAGGAGAUGAAGAGGCUAGCCGCUCCGAUCAAUAUGACAUUCAAGCUGCAGAAGACGAAUCCGUCGUAUACCCCGACGUGUACUUACUGGGACUACGACUUGAACGACGGCGAGGGUGACUGGUCUACCCUUGGAUGCGAUCUCGUCGAUGAGAAUGACGUCCAGGCAGUCUGUAGCUGUGAUCAUCUUACUAACUUCGCUGUCCUCAUGGCCCCUAGUUACGGUUGCCAUCCAUACGCUCUUGACGUCAUCAGUCAGAUUGGUUGCGUCAUAUCAACUCUUGGUCUGGUGCUCACCAUCAUCACUUACAUCAUGUUCGGUAAACAGAUGGGCCAGACUCCUCGCCUCAUCAUGAUCCAGUGGUGCGUGUCCCUUCUCCUUCUCUAUGUCGUGUUCGUCAUCGGAAUCGACCAAACUCGAUCACCGACCGCCUGCACGGCCGUGGCUGCUCUCCUCCACUAUUUCACCCUCUCGUCUGUUCUAUGGAUGGGCGUAGAGGGCGUGAACCUGUACAUCUUGCUGGUUCGUGUUAUGGAUGUUCCUCGAACAAGGCGAUUUAUGCCCGUCGCUUGCCUGGUUGCUUGGGGUAUUCCUAUUGGAUUUGUUUUAAUCGGGCUGUUCCAGAUAGGACCAGACCAGUACAGAGAAGAAAGCUUUUGUUUUUUGUCACGUGGACCUCACUUCAUCUAUGCCCUUCUGUUUCCGCUGGCUGCCGUACUUCUUCUCAAUAUCGUUUGCUACAUCCUUGUUAUGAAGACACUCACAUGCUCAAGAAUGAAAAUCCGUGUUACAAAGAUUGAGAAAGGUAAACUUCACGACCUAGCGACGAGGCUCCAACAAGCCUUGGCAAUCGGAUUACUGACUGGUCUCACCUGGCUCUUUGGAUUCUUCGCCAUUGGUCGUAUGUCAGCUGUAUUCACCUGGCUAUUCUGUAUCUGUAAUUCCCUCCAGGGAUUAUGUGUGUUUCUUCUCUUCUGUGUGUUCAGGCCUGAGCUGAGGAGAGCGUGGAGAAAGCAGCUUUGUCCAUCGUCAAUUCGUCCCAAGCGACGCUCGGCCGCCAAGAGCUCGGAACUGGACAACAUUCGAAGCAGGAGUACAAGUCUGAGGGAUACGUACAACCGAUCAACCAGCGGAGGCACAACGUUCAAACCAACCGGGACUUAUCGCGAAUAUUCGUCAUCCACCUCGUUUAAUCGGACACUUUCGGGUUGAUAUCAUCAUGAUGACGAAGUAUUGUGACGUCAUAGUUACCCAGUAAUCAGUCUAUUGCCUGUAUAUGGGAUAUAUUGCCCCUUUAUGCAGAGCUGGGAUGGAUGUCGUGAAUAUACUUGUUUUUGACUCUGUGAAGUCCCGGUCAUGCUUCAUGAGAUGGUGAAACGGAUCGUCAUUCAAUUUUUUCUCAAGCAUGGACGCCAUCAAUGUGAAUGGUUAUAUUCGCAAAGUACUCGAAGUUCUUGUCGAUGCACAAAAGACUUGAUUUCAUGGUUUCCUGGCGAAAUUAUAUUUAUGAAGCAUCUUAUUUAAUGGUCUGGGAUAGAGGCCGAUGCAUUUGAUCAGUGUAGUUAACUUCGGUAAAAAUUAUGUUACGAGAUUAUCUUAAUGGACGGUGUAUUUACAGUCAUUACUGCUCUUGACAUUCAUAAUUCUGCUGAAAAUUUGAACUGCUUUCAUCGUGUGCACGUACAGACAUCAUAUAACUCGUACAAAGUAUUAUAGUAUUCCUAAUAUGACGGCAGUGAAAGGACUGAAAUGAUGAAACAAUAAUUUUCCCAAUCAUAGAAAUUAUAAUAAGCCAGUUAAUAGAUAUCAGGAAUGUGACAAGCUUCAAUGAUUCCCCCGGCCCCUCCCUGCGCCUGCUUUGUGAGUUUACGCCAGUGACACCUAACACUGUGGAAGUAUCCAUAGAGUGAACAUAUCUUCACACUGUUGAAUGUGAGCAUGUUAACAGUGUGGAUUGUGUCUUCACCAUGUUUACCACAGUCCACUAUGUGAACAAACUGUGACACACUGAUUAAUCGCACUUUACAAGUGUCCACAGUAUGUCAUUAUGAUCUUCACACUGUUAGAUUUAAACAUUUCAACAGUGUGAAACACGUCCUCACAUAAUAUACUAUAUGGAACAUAGAAUCACACUGUGGAGGUAAUAUCCAGUGUGAAAUUGUCUACACACUGUUAAAACUAAGCAUUUCAACAGUGCCGGUGGAUCACAUCCCCGGAUCGCAUCUUUACCUAGCCCGCUAUCAUGAUCCUUAUUCUGAAGUCCGAUCCACAGUCUAACUCUGUGCUAAAAUAAUAUUAUUGUAAGACAAAUAAUUUUGUACAAAAUUUGACUGGGAUUAUACACUUUUACUAUUUAUUAUAUUCUUUUGAAAACCUUUAAUUGUGAAGAAAACUAUGUUAUCUAUCAUUCA
Molecule: messenger RNA, 4778 nt
Organism: Lytechinus variegatus (green sea urchin)
Lineage: Eukaryota; Metazoa; Echinodermata; Echinoidea; Temnopleuroida; Toxopneustidae
Product: adhesion G protein-coupled receptor L4-like
Exons: 15
Coding region: 391-3579 (1062 amino acids)
Biological process (GO): cell surface receptor signaling pathway; G protein-coupled receptor signaling pathway
Cellular component (GO): membrane
Molecular function (GO): G protein-coupled receptor activity
Source: RefSeq, a predicted model, not a curated record